AACGUCGCCAGAGGCUGCCGGCAGAGAUGGCCGAGAAUUGGAAGAACUGCUUCGAAGAGGAGCUCAUCUGCCCCAUUUGCCUGCACGUCUUCGUGGAGCCGGUCCAGCUGCCCUGCAAGCACAACUUCUGCCGGGGCUGCAUCGGGGAGGCGUGGGCCAAGGAGUCGGGCUUGGUGCGGUGCCCGGAGUGCAACCAGGCCUACAACCAGAAGCCCAACCUGGAGAAGAACCUGAAGCUCACCAACAUCGUGGAGAAGUUCAACUCCCUUAACCUGGAGAAGCCCCCCUCUGUCUUGCACUGCGUCUUUUGCCGCCGAGGCCCGCCACUGCCGGCUCAGAAGAUCUGUUUGAGGUGCGAGGCCCCGUGUUGCCAGUCCCACGUCCAGACCCACCUCCAGCAACCCUCCACGGCCCGGGGCCAUCUCCUGGUGGAGGCAGACGACGUCCGGGCCUGGAGCUGCCCCCAGCACAACGCUUACCGCCUGUACCACUGCGAGGCCGAGCAGGUGGCCGUCUGCCAGUUCUGCUGCUACUACAGCGGGGCCCACCAGGGACACUCGGUCUGCGACGUGGAGAUCCGCCGCAAUGAGAUCAGGAAGAUGCUGAUGAAGCAGCAGGACCGCCUGGAGGAGCGGGAGCAAGACAUCGAAGAGCAGCUCUACAAGCUGGAAUCGGACAAGCGGCUGGUUGAGGAGAAGGUGAGCCAGCUGAAGGAUGAGGUGCGCCUGCAGUACGAGAAGAUGCACCAGAUCUUGGAUGAGGACUUGCGGAAGACCAUGGAGAUCCUGGACAAGGCCCAGGCCAAGUUCUGCAACGAGAAUGCAGCCCAGGUCCUGCACCUCAACGAGCGCAUGCAGGAGGCCAAGAAGCUCCUCAGCUCUGUCCAGGUCAUGUUCGACAAAACCGAGGACAUCAACUUCAUGAAGAACACCAAGUCUGUGAAAAUCUUAAUGGACAGGACCCAGAACUGUACAGGUGGCAGCCUGCCCCCACCCAAAAUCGGCCACCUCAACUCCAAGCUCUUCCUAAACGAGAUCGCCAAGAAGGAGAAGCAGCUCAGGAAGUUGCUGGAAGGUCCUCUGAGCACCCCUGUCCCCUUCCUGCAGAGCAUCCCCAUGUACCCCUGCACCGUCAGCAACUCCGGCGCGGAGAAGCGCAAGCACUCCACCGCCUUCCCUGAGGGCAGCUUCCUCGAGCCAUCAUCUGGGACUGUGAGCGGCCCGCAGCCGGUGCACUCGGGCUCCGUCUUCAACCCAUCUCACUACCCCAACACCACGUCAUCUCAGCAGUCUGUGCUCUCCCAGUACGGCGGGCGCAAAAUCCUCGUCUGCUCCGUGGAUAACUGUUACUGUUCCUCCGUGUCCAACCACAGCGGGCACCAGCCCUACCCACGGUCGGGGCACUUCCCCUGGACGGUCUCCUCGCAGGAGUACUCCCACCCGCUGCCGCCCGCCCCCGCCGUCCCCCAGUCGCUCCCAGGACUUGCCGUGAGGGAAUGGAUUGACGCAUCCCAGCAGCACGGGCGGCAGGAUUUCUAUAGGGUCUACGGCCAGCCAUCGGCGAAACACUACGUCACCAGUUAACCAUCACACUCUCCGGAGAGUCCCGCUCGAUGACACGUUCGGAGAGAAAAGUCUGGUUUGGUUUGGCUUUUCUUUUUUUUUU
Balearica regulorum gibbericeps (East African grey crowned-crane) is the source of this 1665-nucleotide messenger RNA. The record is from RefSeq and is a predicted model, not a curated record. NCBI's taxonomy places the organism in Eukaryota, Metazoa, Chordata, Aves, Gruiformes, Gruidae.